Messenger RNA from Pan troglodytes (chimpanzee), 1369 nucleotides. It is a transcript of the gene CTDSPL, whose product is annotated as CTD small phosphatase like. NCBI's taxonomy places the organism in Eukaryota, Metazoa, Chordata, Mammalia, Primates, Hominidae. Gene Ontology annotation, molecular function: RNA polymerase II CTD heptapeptide repeat phosphatase activity. The record is from RefSeq and is a predicted model, not a curated record.
UCGCUCCUUCCCCCUCGCCCGCCCGCUCCCGCUUCCAGCGGCGCCGGGCCUCCCGCUCCGCCUCCCCGUGCGCGGCUCUCCCGGGCGCGGCUCCGGGGUUCAUGGUGACGAGGCGGCGGCCGCUCGAGCCCAGCGGCGGCGGCCGGCGGGAGCUGGGGCGCGGGCCCGGGCCGCCUCUCCCAGAGCGCGGGGCCGGGCGGCGGGCGCGCCCAGGCAGCGGCUGCGAGCGCCCCCCCGCGCCGCGCCCCCGCGCCCCCCGCGCCGCGCCCCCGCGCGCUUGGCUUGCGGGGGGCCGGGCCUGCGGGCGGCCGCCGCGCCGCGCACCCAUGGACGGCCCGGCCAUCAUCACCCAGGUGACCAACCCCAAGGAGGACGAGGGCCGGUUGCCGGGCGCGGGCGAGAAAGCCUCCCAGUGCAACGUCAGCUUAAAGAAGCAGAGGAGCCGCAGCAUCCUUAGCUCCUUCUUCUGCUGCUUCCGUGAUUACAAUGUGGAGGCCCCUCCACCCAGCAGCCCCAGUGUGCUUCCGCCACUGGUGGAGGAGAAUGGUGGGCUUCAGAAGCCACCAGCUAAGUACCUUCUUCCAGAGGUGACGGUGCUUGACUAUGGAAAGAAAUGUGUGGUCAUUGAUUUAGAUGAAACAUUGGUGCACAGUUCGUUUAAGCCUAUUAGUAAUGCUGAUUUUAUUGUUCCGGUUGAAAUCGAUGGAACUAUACAUCAGGUGUAUGUGCUGAAGCGGCCACAUGUGGACGAGUUCCUCCAGAGGAUGGGGCAGCUUUUUGAAUGUGUGCUCUUUACUGCCAGCUUGGCCAAGUAUGCAGACCCUGUGGCUGACCUCCUAGACCGCUGGGGUGUGUUCCGGGCCCGGCUCUUCAGAGAAUCAUGUGUUUUUCAUCGUGGGAACUACGUGAAGGACCUGAGUCGCCUUGGGCGGGAGCUGAGCAAAGUGAUCAUUGUUGACAAUUCCCCUGCCUCAUACAUCUUCCAUCCUGAGAAUGCAGUGCCUGUGCAGUCCUGGUUCGAUGACAUGACGGACACGGAGCUGCUGGACCUCAUCCCCUUCUUUGAGGGCCUGAGCCGGGAGGACGACGUGUACAGCAUGCUGCACAGACUCUGCAAUAGGUAGCCCUGGCCUCUGCCUGCCUCCCGCCUGUGCACUCUGGAACCUCUGGCCUCAGGGGACCUGCCUGUCCUCAGCUCCCUGGGAGCUGAAAGUGAGGAUACUCCGUGCUCCAGGCCACAGGGUGAAUGUGGCCAUGCCUACCUGUUUUGUUUUUUUAAGAACAGAAACAACUAUUUUAAAAGAACUCUUUUAAGAAAUUUCAUAAAGGGACAUGCAUUUUACUGGAUUUGCUUUUCUUAAAACAUACC